This is a messenger RNA of Dentiscutata heterogama, 125 nucleotides long. The record is from the annotation of a GenBank genome assembly. NCBI's taxonomy places the organism in Eukaryota, Fungi, Glomeromycota, Glomeromycetes, Diversisporales, Gigasporaceae.
CUAUGUCACUAUCUUUAAACAACAGCGUUAACAACAGUGAGAAUUCAACCUUUGUUGAAAUGAUCAAUAAUUAUGAUUGGUCAUCUUUAAACAACAACGUUAACAACAGUGAGAAUUCAACCUGU